Molecule: messenger RNA, 3240 nt
Organism: Monopterus albus (swamp eel)
Lineage: Eukaryota; Metazoa; Chordata; Actinopteri; Synbranchiformes; Synbranchidae
Gene: lrsam1
Product: leucine rich repeat and sterile alpha motif containing 1
Exons: 25
Coding region: 296-2500 (734 amino acids)
Cellular component (GO): cytoplasm
Molecular function (GO): protein binding
Source: RefSeq, a predicted model, not a curated record
UUUAUUAGGGAAAACGGAACCAGUCGAGAUGGAUUAUAUCAGGAAUAUUGUUUUAGUCAUUUCAUCUUUAGUCACCAACUGGUAAAUGUUAACUUCACGUUAGGAACCAUCAAAACUUCCUUAUUGAUCUUUCAGCUACCAGAAACAACAUCAACUUAACAGCUACAGCCUCAUUUGGUGUGCAGGCAGUGUUGUCACUGUUCUCCAGCCUGUACAUCAGUGCUCUGCAUUGUAGUGGAGGGGCAGGAAGGAAACCCAGCAGGCCAGAGAGACAGCAAGGCAGCAAGGACUCAGGAUGCCUCUGUUCUUCAGGAAGAGGAAACCUAAUGAGGACUCCCAGAAGAGACUGGAAUAUCAGCUGUGCCUGUCUAAGGAGGCAGGUGCUGAUGACAUCCUGGACAUCUCAGCUUGUGAGCUCUCAGAGGUUCCCUCAGGUACCUUUUCCAUUUGUAAGGUGCUACAGAAGAAGGUCCUUAUCCUUCACAGUAAUGAACUGAGGUCAUUGCUCCCCAAAGGAUGUGACAUCAGUGCUCUCACCACCUUAAAGGUUUUGGAUCUGCAUGAGAAUAAGCUCACCUCACUCCCAGAAGACAUUGGGAAGCUGGCAUCAUUGCAGAUUCUGAAUGUGGAGAAGAACCAUUUAAAGGUCCUGCCGGAUUCUAUUGGGGAUCUGCAGCAUCUGCAGACGCUCAAUUUAAAGGGUAACAAACUCAGUGAGCUGCCAUCAUCAGUUGGGCGUUUGAGCAGUCUGCGCACCCUGGACUUGAGUGACAACAAGGUUGUGCAGCUCCCCAAAGCUCUGGCCUACAUCCGCACCUUAGAGAGCUUAACACUUGAUGCUGCCAUGAUGUCCUACCCACCUGCAUCUGUGUGUACAGAGGGCACAGAAAAAAUCCAACAAUUCCUGUGCAGAGAGCUGGGAGAGGAAUACUGCCCCCCAUCCCAGUACCUAUUGCCAGUGCUGGAGAAUGACUGUGGCAAACAGAACUCUGACUGUUUGGAUGGCUCAGUGGAGAUCUGGGAGAGCAAAUUCAGUGAAUAUGAGAAGAGAAAGGAGCAGAAGCAGCAGGAGAAACUGGCUUUUGAGCGGCACCUGGAGGAGAAGCAAAAGGAACACACCCAACUUGUACUCAUGAGCACCUCCCACAAGGAAGGCAUCCUCAACUCAGUGCGACAGGAGCAGGAGCGUCUGGAGCAGGGAGUCAGCCAGCAACAGAGGGCGCAGGAAGCCGAGAGGCUGCUGGUGUUACAGAAAGUCCGACAAGUUGAAGAUGGCAUCAGCACUCGUAUCAGCAGCAUGCUGAUGGACAACAACCGGCAGAAAAAGAGCGCUGAGUUUCUUCAAGCCAUGGAGGAAGAUCGAAUCCGUAUGGAGCAACUGACUGCUAUCACACAAGAAGAAGCCAAUUCACUGAGGAAGAGGGAGGUUGCAGUGGCCAUGCAGAAGAUGCUGUCAGAUAGCUGUGCUAUGAGCUUCCUCCAGGAGGCCAAUGACUGUCGCAGACAGAACCUGGUCUCUGAGGCUUGCAAGAGUAUGGAGAAUUUGGACAGGAAGUUUGAUAAGAUGCUGUCUCUCCAAAUGUUGGACAAAUCUAAAGCCAUCACCCAAAUCUUACAGGAGGAGGAGAUGCAGAAAGCAGCUUUCCAGGCUCUGCAGCUACAGAAAGAUUCUGUCCACGGCUACAUCCGCAACCAGAUCAAGCUCAUAGAGGCUGAAUUAAUGCAGCUGACUAAACUGGAGGUUAAAAGACGCAGCCUGGAUGCUGAGAACCUGCAGGAGGUUCUGGUUGAGCAGCGCACAGCUCUAAGUGAUUUGCUACAGCAGCUGCUGAAGCAGAGGGACCAGAGAGAACUGGAGCUGCAGCAGGUUCUGGCAGAGUUGGAGCUCAAGUCUGAGUCCAACCAGCAGAACUACUGGAUGAUCCAGUACCAGAGACUGCUGGAUGCCAAGCCCCUAUCAUUGCGCAUGCAGGAAGCAGGUGUUGAAAAAGAGUUAGUCAACCUGCUUUGCAAACUGUCAGCUCAGCACUACCUGCCGAUCCUGGCUCAUCAUCGAGUGACGACUGAGGCCCUUCGCCACAUGACCUCCUCUGACCUCAAGAAGCUUGGCAUUAUUGAAAUAGGAAUCCAGAAAGCUCUUCUGAAAUGGGCUCAGGAUCACCAACCUGAAGGAGCAUGUAAGACUGUCCAGGGAGAUGAAGUAGCAGAAGUCAUCCCCACAGCUCCACCGAUUCCCUCUUCUCCAUUUUUUCCCACUACCCCAACCCUCCACAUCCCCAGUCCACCACUCACCCCAGGGACCCCUGUUACCCCAUCAGCCCCCAGCCCUGUGGAGGGACCAGGGAGCUCUGAGUGUGUGGUCUGCAUGGAAACCCAGUCUCAGGUCAUCUUCUUGCCCUGUGGUCAUGUGUGCUGUUGUCAGGUCUGCAGCAACGCUAUGCAGAACUGUCCUCUGUGUCGCAGCAACAUAGCCCAGCGCGUACACCUCUAUCACAGCUAGAACCAACUGUACAGCUGUCCUGCACUGGCUGCCACAAUUAUUCCUGCAUAGUCGUAAAGCUGCUGUGAGCUAAUCUCGUCAUAUAUAGAGAAGCUUUUAACUGGUUUUCAGUGAGCUGAGCCACUUUCUUGUAUUAACCAAAUAGUAAUCUGUGAUGUACAGUAUAUUGAGCAACGGUCAUCACUGGCAUCCAAGCCUGUUGUAUUUUUUUGCUCUUUUUUAAUUCAGCAAUUUGUAUUGUAUUGUAUAUUAGUAGAAAAGUUUAGAUUACACAUAGGCUGAAGACCGACUCUUUUUUGCCUUAGUAUAUGUUUUCAAUUGAUGUGUGAAUUUUCUCUUUUGUUAAGCAGCACUACUUGUUUCGGUGGUCAACCAAAGUAACACCAGAGGCCUGUAUCACAAAUUGAGUUAAACUUAGUCUUGGGCUUCUCUGGCUUCACUGAGCCUUACAGUCCUGGAUAACAGCUCAGAGUUAGCUGGACAAGCCACUAAUCUCACUUUGUGGUAUAGGAAUACAGAAUUGUUCUUUCUUUUGUUGUCAUUGCUGGUUGUCUUUGCAUCACUAAUGCAAACUCAUGCUGUUGCUCUUUGACAACGUGUCUUGUCCUCCAUUCCAAAGGCUUCUUACCUUUCCAUUCAAGUCCCUCUGUGUAUGAUGGAAUUAUUUAUCUAGUGUUAGUUGGUGGGAUAUAUAAAGGCAUAUCUUGACAGCUUGAGCAAAACAAACAAACAAACAAACA